Messenger RNA from Talaromyces marneffei, 858 nucleotides. RefSeq lists its product as uncharacterized. Lineage: Eukaryota; Fungi; Ascomycota; Eurotiomycetes; Eurotiales; Trichocomaceae. Gene Ontology annotation, cellular component: membrane. Gene Ontology annotation, biological process: transmembrane transport. Gene Ontology annotation, molecular function: ATP hydrolysis activity; ATPase-coupled transmembrane transporter activity; ATP binding. The transcript has a single exon. The coding region runs from base 1 to 858 and encodes 285 amino acids. The record is from RefSeq and is a predicted model, not a curated record.
AUGGAGACUAGCAUUGGCGCUAUAACCCGCAUUAGACGCUUUCAAAAAGAUGUCUCUUCUGAAAAUUUGCCUAGCGAGGAUCAAAUCCCUUCUUCUGCCUGGCCAUCUGAGGGCCAGGUGGUGUUUGAUGAUAUCUCUGCUGGGUAUUCAUUGAUUGAUCAGCCGAUACUACGAGAUAUUUGCCUCACUGUUGCUUCUGGAACGAGAUUAGGGAUAUGUGGACGUACAGGAAGUGGGAAAAGCUCUUUGAUCUUAGCCAUUCUUCGCAUGAUUGAGAUUCAAAAAGGGAACCUCACAAUUGACGGUGUGAAUUUGCAAACAUGUCCCCGGCACAUCGUGCGAAGCAAGGUCACAGUGAUUCCUCAAGAUCCAUUUCUGUUGUCUGAUAGAUCUGUUCGUGAUAAUCUCAGAGGAUUCAUUGCUGCCUCGGAAAACGAUGACUUGAAAAUCCUUGACGCCCUAGAUAAGGUUCAGCUACGGGAAUACAUCGAUUCAUUUGCUGAGGGUCUAGAUACCAAGAUAGAUGAUCUCUUUCUAUCAACAGGCCAGCAACAGUUAAUCUGUCUUGCCCGCGCGAUCAUCAUGAAACGCAAAAUUCUGCUCCUGGACGAAGCGACUAGCAACGUCAACCACGAAACAGAUCAACUGAUGCAGAGAUUGAUACGCACAGAAUUUUCCGGUUGCACCAUUAUUGCAGUCGCGCAUCGCUUGAAGAGUUUAAUUGAUUUUGACAUGGUGGCUGUUAUUGAUAAAGGCAGGAUAGUUGAGUGUGAUUCGCCGGCGAAGCUAUUGAGUUAUCCUCAGUCGCUUUUCCGGCAACUUUAUGAGAUGCAGACAAACCCAUCCGAUCAGGACUAA